GAAGUCCAGUGGAGAAGGCGUGUCGGGCUUUCGGCUCAGGCUUGUACUCCACAGAAACGUGACGUGGUGGGGGCCCCUCGUAGUCUCGUGUGGUGGAAUGGACGGCUGUGAUCGCGUCGUGGACUCGUGGGGCGGCAGGUAGUCUCUCGCUCUCCGCCGGCUGGCUACGGUGCUGCUGGCUGCUGCUACUCCAUGGCGGCGGCGGCGGCGGCGAUGAUGGGUGCGGCGGCCCGGCGGCUGCACCACGCGGCGGCGGCGGCGGCUGGGCAGCCCCCGCGCCUGAAGAAGCUCGCGCUGCACCCGCCCAAAUCCGUAGAAGUUGAAUUUGCAGAUGGCAGUUCAUUCCAUCUGUCAGCUGAGUUUCUCAGAGUUUAUAGUCCUGCAGCUGACAGCAAAAUCCGAUCUAUAGCUGGUGAGAAGGUUAUAUUUGCGCGGCGGCAUGUCGGAAUAAUGUCAGCUGAAUCAAUAGGGAACUAUGGAGUCCGGAUAUUGUUUGAUGACUUACACAAGACUGGGAUCUUCACCUGGGAUUUCUUGUACCAUCUGGGUUCUAACAAAUUCAGUCUGAUGCGAAAUUAUAUCAAAAUGUUGAGGAGACACGGUCUUACUCGGGAUCCUCAGAGAAGGAAAUGACGGAAUCAAAGGAUUUGCACAAGUUAAAUAUGUACUCCGUAGGUCCAAGGGAACUCAAAUAGGAUUUUCUUACCACGCCUAAGAAUUCAGAAGAACUGCUGCCAUGAUUGGGGUGGAUGAAGCUUCUAGAUGUGAGCACAGAAUGUGUCAAACCAGAUAACUUAUGACUGAGUGACAGUGAUUUUCUUUUGUACAAUCCUAAGGUAUGAUGAUCUGAUAAAAUUUGUCAUCCCUCCGUCCGGAAAUAAGUGACUUUUAUUUAUACAAAUCCAAGUCACUUAUUUCGGAAUGGAGGGAGUACCUUGAAUUGAUUGAGUUCUGAUGGUAGAAUUAUUGUCCUUUUCCAUUACGGGGCCUCGUUGGAACAUCCCUCCCUGUACUUCUCGUAGAGGAUAACUAUUUUAUUAAAGAAAUUUAAUGAGUCAA
Brachypodium distachyon (stiff brome) is the source of this 1059-nucleotide messenger RNA. RefSeq lists its product as uncharacterized. The coding region runs from base 193 to 633 and encodes 146 amino acids. The record is from RefSeq and is a predicted model, not a curated record. The transcript has 4 exons. Lineage: Eukaryota; Viridiplantae; Streptophyta; Magnoliopsida; Poales; Poaceae.